Messenger RNA from Ricinus communis (castor bean), 1212 nucleotides. RefSeq names its product probable 2-oxoglutarate-dependent dioxygenase AOP1. The coding region runs from base 238 to 1161 and encodes 307 amino acids. Gene Ontology annotation, molecular function: dioxygenase activity. The transcript is spliced from 3 exons. Lineage: Eukaryota; Viridiplantae; Streptophyta; Magnoliopsida; Malpighiales; Euphorbiaceae. The record is from RefSeq and is a predicted model, not a curated record.
UAGGAUCAACGGAACAUGAUUUCGCAGACAUCAUAUAUAUUACAUGGUUCAUGACUGAUUAGGCUUUCAUUAUUUAAUUUCUUACUUGUUGUAAUGACUUGAAAAGCACCCUCUUUCUUCCUAUAAAAAGCAAGGAUAGGAAGCAAGAAACAAGCACCCAUCACGCAUUAAACCUGUUAAGUUGCUACGCAACCAAAAAGGAAAAAAAAGAAGGAAGAAAAACAAAAAUCAAGAAUUAUGGUUGUUGAAGCAGCACCAAAACUUCCUGCUCUUGACUUCAGCCAGGAAACUUUGAAGCCUGGUUCAAGUUGUUGGCUCAAAGCUUGUGGUGAAGUUAGGACAGCACUUGAAGAAUAUGGUUGUUUUGUGGUAGAGUACAAGAAACUAUCUCUAGAGCUUCGUGAUGAAGUGUUUGCGGAGCUGAAGGAGUUGUUUGAUCUUCCUACAGCAGUUAAGAUGCAAAAUAAAUGCCAAAGGCCUUUGAUUAGCUAUAUUGGACAGAAUUCCAGGAUUCCUCUCCAUGAAAGUAUGGGCAUUGAAGAUGCAGAUACUCCUGAGGCAGCUCAGAAUUUCACCAACCUCAUGUGGCCUAAUGGAAAUGAUCGCUUCAGUGAAUGCAUUCAUGCAUACGGGAAGCUUGUAGUGGAGCUUGAUAAAAUCGUGACAAGAAUGAUAUUUGAAAGCUAUGGAUUGGGGAAAUACCAUGACUCUUAUGUCGAAUCUACUUGUUACGUUAUUCGACUCCUGAAAACUAGAGCACCCAAAGAGGAUGAGACUGUUUUAGGGUUGGGAGCUCAUACAGACACCAGCUUCACAACCAUACUUCAUCAGAAUCAAGUUAAUGGUUUGGAGAUAGACACCAAGGAUGGCAAAAAGAUCAAUGUAGAUUUUUCUCCUACAUCCUUCGUAGUCAUGGCGGGUGAUGCCUUAAUGGCAUGGAGCAAUGACAGGAUAAAAUCUCCCAGACACCAAGUGAUCAUGAACGGGAAGGUAGAUAGAUAUUCGAUGGGGCUGUUUACAUUCAACAAUGGAAAUUUACAAGUGCCUGAAGAGCUGGUCAAUGAGGAUCAUCCACUUACUUACAAGCCAUUCAAUCAUAUUGAAUUUCUUCAUUUCUAUCAAAACAACCACCGCCCAAUUAGAUUCUAUUGUGGUAUUUGAUAACCACUGAUUCUACAUUCCACAGUAUUUUUAAUUCUCUUCUGUAUCUUA